Messenger RNA from Theileria parva strain Muguga, 1322 nucleotides. RefSeq names its product SUMO-activating enzyme subunit 1 (gene sae1). NCBI's taxonomy places the organism in Eukaryota, Apicomplexa, Aconoidasida, Piroplasmida, Theileriidae. The record is from RefSeq and is a predicted model, not a curated record. Gene Ontology annotation, cellular component: cytoplasm; SUMO activating enzyme complex. The transcript has 9 exons. Gene Ontology annotation, molecular function: SUMO activating enzyme activity. Gene Ontology annotation, biological process: protein sumoylation. The coding region runs from base 307 to 1293 and encodes 328 amino acids.
CUUGAUUCCAAACUUAAUUUAAUCCAAAAUUUCAUUAUUAAUGUAAAUUAUAGAGUUAUUUUACUGACAAUUUAUUCCUGAAAAUUUACCUGAGUAAUUUCCAAUUUUUAGAUCCUACACACUUUGUUCCCGUUUAUUAAUUAUUUUAACGUAUUUUACAAGAUUCUUCAGUUAAAUACUUAAGAUCUUAGGCAUACUAUAGAAUUACUAACUUUACAGUGGGACAUGUGAUUACACAUUUUUUUGUCCAAUUACCUUAUAAUUAUUUCAUUAAUAAAAUAUUAUUUUUUAAUUUUUAAUUUGAAAAUGUCGAGUUCCGACGACUUAUUGGAAGUUAUUGACAUCACUGAGCCUGGUGAAAUUGGUGACUUAAAUACUCAAAACGAUACAUUUUUAACCGGAGCUGACGAACAAGUUUAUGACAGACAAAUACGCCUUUGGGGAAUUCAAGCCCAGAAAAUAAUAAUGAAUUCUCGGAUUUUAUUCAUUGGAAAAAACGGAAUUCUCGAAGAAUCCAUGAAAAACCUACUACUCUCCGGCAUGAACAUAACGCUUGUGAACAAUCAUCUGGUAACAGAAGAUGAUGUAAAAUUAUCCUUCUUUCUCAAAUCUGACGAUGUCGGAUUUCCCCAUUCGGAACGCCUGUGUGAGAGAAUGUCGAGAAUAGCGUUUAAUGAGAAGCGAAUUGAGGGAAGGAAUUUGGAACUAUUAACAGAAGUUAAUGGACAAUAUCAAUUCACAGACCCAGAACUCAUUAAAUCCUUCCACGUACUCGUCAUUUCCACAUCCAAUUAUCCCCUACACCAACUUGAGCUAAUAGAUGAGCUCUGUAGAGAGCUUGGGAUAGCAUUUUUUGCCACUCUCUCCUGUGGAACCUACGGUUACUUUUUCACAGAUUUACACCAACACACUGUACUGGAACUAAUGAAUAAAAAGUCUGGAAAAUUAACUAUACAAUAUCGCAACUUAUCCUCCGUUCUCUCCAAACCUCAAUUCCCGAAGAAUUGUGAGCCGGAAUUGAGGGCUUUAAUGGCGUUAAUUUCCCUUGUCAAGGAGGGAAAUUUGGACCAAGACGAAAAAUUAGAACAAAUUUCGACACAAUACAACGCAGACACACAAAUUCUAAAGGAAAUGAUAAAAAUGCACGGGUUGGAAUUCCCCGUUACCUCCUCCAUUCUCGGAGGUUAUCUAGCGUUGGAGAUACGUAAAUUCGUAACGAAACAGCAUGAAACUAUACCUAAUUUCUGUCUUUUCGAUAUGAUAAACUCCUCCGUUUCCACAGCCAUGCUAUAAUAUACAAACUCUAAUAUUCUAACACUAUA